AUGAGUGUGUUGAAUUAUCAGUCUAUGAAAUCACCGAUGGAAUCUGAGUUCUCUGAUGCACAAGAUUCUAUUGUUGCAUCAAAGCACGGCAAACGAUUCACAAAGGAAGAAGAUGCUCUUUUGAAGGAGCUUGCCAAGGACAAGAAGAACCGCACAUGGAAAGAGAUUGCUACGUUCCUUCCAGGUCGCACAGCAUGCCAGUGCCGCGACAGGUACAACCAGUACCUUUUCAAAGAAGUUGUUAGCAAGCCAUGGACAUCAGAGGAAGACGAGGUUAUUGUUGAGAAGUACCGUCUUUAUGGUCCACACUGGGUUAAGAUCUCACAGUUCCUUCCAGGUCGCAGUGGCAACAACAUCAAGAACAGGUGGAACAGUGCCUUAACCAAAUAUCACGGAAUUCAACACAAAAACAUACCUCAACAGAGAAGAUCUAGGAAAUCUAAAUGGGAAACUGAAGAAUCAUCGAAUUCGGAUUAUCAAUCCGAACAAGUAACAAUUCAAAACUCUCCUGAACUUGAUAAUCAUUCAUUAAAUAACACAAUUAUCAAAUCGAUGAGCGAACAAGAAGCUUUCAAUUCAGUAUUUAAUGAAUUAGAUUUUUCGAACAUGGAAAUGUUGACUGACUUUUCAUCAUUAAUGUUUUAA
This is a messenger RNA of Trichomonas vaginalis G3, 645 nucleotides long. Its product is annotated as RNA polymerase II transcription regulator recruiting protein. NCBI's taxonomy places the organism in Eukaryota, Parabasalia, Trichomonadida, Trichomonadidae. The coding region runs from base 1 to 645 and encodes 214 amino acids. Gene Ontology annotation, cellular component: nucleus. Gene Ontology annotation, molecular function: RNA polymerase II cis-regulatory region sequence-specific DNA binding; DNA-binding transcription factor activity, RNA polymerase II-specific. The transcript has a single exon. Gene Ontology annotation, biological process: regulation of DNA-templated transcription. The record is from RefSeq and is a predicted model, not a curated record.